AUGGCUAGUGCUCUCGAGCCGAGACAGGCCUGCUCAUCGGACUUCAGAGUCUGUGCUCCUCCAGGUUUGACUACCAACACUCUUGGUCCUAUCAGCUCCCAAUGGGGUCAGCUGUACAGCGAUAUCAUCAGCACUGUGAAUGGGUACUCUAUUGAAGACGGUGAUGGUCCAACAACAACUCUUGUCGAUCCUGAUGGUCCGGCUCGUCGUGAGAUGGCAUUCUGCUGUUCCAAUAUCGCCGAUUGCCUGAUUGUGAAGAAUUAUGGCAUCCAGAUGUGUUGGGAUCGUUAUACAACCAACGUCUUCUUUCCUGACGGCACCUAUGGCUCGGUUGUUUCCGCAGACUUCAACACAAGCACUGGUGACAGCGUCAACCUAGUAUAUGGGGAAUAUACCUUGGGGGAUGGACAAAAAGGCAAUAUUUACCAAGGCGAAGCUGCCACUUCGAUGAAGCCAGACACCGCCACUAUGACCAGACCAAGAUCCUGGACCAGCAGUGGUGAAGGAAGUGCUAUUCCUGCCACAGAACUUGGCACCUCGGGCGAAAUGUCCACAAUGACCACGGUGAUUGCUGCAACCACAGAAGCUGCAAGCACCGGCGACUCGAUCACACUCAUUGCAACGAUGACAGACUGCCAAAACUGUCCUGCCUACAAUACAACUAUCGCUGGUCUGACUGAUCCCGGCACUACACGCCAAGCCAGUACAGCUGUGAUCACCACAGCCGUGCUCAACACCACAGGAAUCAUUACUCCAACUAUUACCGGCACCAGUAAAGCCUCGAGACUCUCUAUUGAGCUAACCGUGGUCCUCGGUGCCGCUCUACUCGGCAUGAAUGCAAUCUGCUUCUGA
Messenger RNA from Lithohypha guttulata, 852 nucleotides. RefSeq lists its product as uncharacterized. The coding region runs from base 1 to 852 and encodes 283 amino acids. The record is from RefSeq and is a predicted model, not a curated record. Lineage: Eukaryota; Fungi; Ascomycota; Eurotiomycetes; Chaetothyriales; Trichomeriaceae. The transcript has 3 exons.